AUGUCGGCCGCCGUGCCGUUGAUUCUCAAUUUGGUUUCUCUUGUGCCGAUCUUUUACAGACGCCAACAGAAGGGCAAAGCAGUAAGGGACAAUGCAAGUCUUCAACCACUCGUUUGGCUUCUCGUCGUCGAUGUGCUCAUGUCCGCCCAACUCAUCGUCCCAAUCCACAACUUUUUGAUGGAGAAGGGAACGUUCUCGGAAUGGAGCUGUGUUUUCUAUGGAGCAGCUGACAUGACGUUGUCCCUGGUGGAAGUUCUGCUGGCCUGCAUGAUUGCAUUCGACCGAUACAUUGUUACGAUUACACCAAAAUGGGGAAAAUGGAGAUGUCAUUCGAACUAUUUCAAAAUCAUCUUCUUCGCAGCGAUCAUUGUUGGUUUCUGGAGUUUCGUGCCAACUGCUGGAUACGGAAAGUACACAAUCCCGACUCUCUGCCCUCGUUACAUCGCCUUUUUGACUGCCACGUGUCUCGUCUUCUUCCUGAUUCCUGUCUGCAUUGCUUCUUCUCUUUAUUACAGUAUAAUUGAUCAUGUCGACAGCCAAAACUCUUCUGAAGUCCAAUUGGAGAAUGGCGUUCCAAAACCAGAAGUUUGCACAUGGGCGCCCAGAAACCACGUGGCUAAAGUUGGUCUCGGAUGUCUUCUAGUAUCAGUGCUUCCGUUUUUCGCCUACUCGGUUGUCUGUCUCAACCCAAUGAAAUCGGAUUUUCACCAAAUACACUACAUCGUGGUUCCAGUAAUCAUCAGUCGUGUCAGCACUCUUCUCAACCCAAUAUUCUAUGUAUGGCUGAAUCCAGAGAUUAUUCCAAUCAACGAAUUCAUUGCAAAGCGGGCCAAGCCACGCCCACAAAGACCACUGUAUCACACUAUCAACCUGAUUGCCGACGUUCCUGGAAUGUCGUUCCCGAUUCUAACACCAACCAUUCCACGUCGUCAACUUCCAAAGAUCCCACCUCAUCUGGCGUCUCCUUCAAAGCCAAGCCUCAACGAUUUCCUUGAUGAAGACUCAGAUUCUGAACCGAAGGAACACACCCCAAUGCUCUAA
Molecule: messenger RNA, 1041 nt
Organism: Caenorhabditis briggsae
Lineage: Eukaryota; Metazoa; Nematoda; Chromadorea; Rhabditida; Rhabditidae
Gene: Cbr-sro-1
Product: Protein CBR-SRO-1
Exons: 6
Coding region: 1-1041 (346 amino acids)
Biological process (GO): G protein-coupled receptor signaling pathway
Cellular component (GO): membrane
Molecular function (GO): G protein-coupled receptor activity
Source: RefSeq, a predicted model, not a curated record